Molecule: messenger RNA, 1182 nt
Organism: Ceratotherium simum simum (southern white rhinoceros)
Lineage: Eukaryota; Metazoa; Chordata; Mammalia; Perissodactyla; Rhinocerotidae
Gene: ERP27
Product: endoplasmic reticulum protein 27
Biological process (GO): protein folding; response to endoplasmic reticulum stress
Cellular component (GO): endoplasmic reticulum
Source: RefSeq, a predicted model, not a curated record
UUAACAAUCUAAGCUGAGAAAAGCUGGAUCAGAUCAUAGUUAUCUUUGUAUCCCUAGUGCUUAGGUCAAUACCUGGCAUAGAAUAUUUUUUUUAUUUAAAUAAACUGACCUGACUUUCUUCUGGUUGGUUUUGUUCUGAGGCCCUAUCCCUGAUCUUGGUCUUUUAUCUCAGAAGUUGAAGGUCUCCCUAGAGCCAGCUGCAAAGUUCCCAGAGCACUAACAACACCACAGCCAAUUAACUACAGAGCAGGCUGCCCUGAAUCAGCAUCCCAAAACACAAAGACCAGGGCUCCGAGCAGGAGCAGCAGCAGAACAAUGGAAGCCACCCAGUCCGGAUGCCUGUUUCUAUUAUUGCUUGUCACCUGCAAGCUGUCCCCAGAAGUUGCUACAGAAGUUCAGGAAUCCACAGAUGGUCCCAGUGACUCCCAGGAACCUGUGUGGCUCACAGACGUCCCAGCUGCCAUGGAAUUCAUCACUGCUGCUGAGGUGGCUGUCAUAGGCUUCUUCCAGGAUUUAGAAAUACCAGCAGUGUCCAUAUUCCGUAGUGUGGUGCAAAACUUCCAAGACGUGUCAUUUGGAAUGAGCACUGAUUCUGAGGUCCUGGCCCACUACAACGUCACUGGGAACGCCAUCUCCCUCUUCCGUCUGGUCGAUAACAAACAGCUGGAUUUAAAGAGCGAAGACCUUGAAAACAUUGAUGCCACCAAAUUAAGCCUUUUCAUUGGGACCAACAACCUCCACUUGGUGACAGAGUACAACCCUGUGACUGUGGUUGGCCUAUUUAAUAGCAUAAUUGAGAUUCAUCUUCUACUGAUGAUAAACAAGGCCUCUUCAGAGUAUAAAGAAAGCAUGCACAGAUACCAGGAGGCAGCUAAGCUCUUCCAGGGGAAGGUACUAUUUAUCCUGGUGGACAGCGGUGUGAAGAAAAAUGGGAAGGUGAUAUCAUUUUUCAAACUAAAGGAGUCUCAACUGCCCGCGUUUGCGAUUUACCACACGCUAGACGAUGAGUGGGAUACACUGCCCAUAACAGAAGUUAUAGUAGAGCACGUGCGAAACUUUUGUGAUGGAUUCCUGAAAGGGAAACGGCUGAAAGAAAAUCCUGAAUCAGAAGAAAAGACUCCAAAGGUGGAACUCUGAUUUCUCCCUAACAGUUCUGCAUGCUACCAAGUAUCUACUUUAUGC